Chrysochloris asiatica (Cape golden mole) is the source of this 1614-nucleotide messenger RNA. RefSeq names its product ephrin-B1 (gene EFNB1). NCBI's taxonomy places the organism in Eukaryota, Metazoa, Chordata, Mammalia, Afrosoricida, Chrysochloridae. Gene Ontology annotation, cellular component: plasma membrane. The record is from RefSeq and is a predicted model, not a curated record. Gene Ontology annotation, biological process: ephrin receptor signaling pathway; axon guidance. The transcript is spliced from 5 exons. The coding region runs from base 527 to 1570 and encodes 347 amino acids. Gene Ontology annotation, molecular function: ephrin receptor binding.
GAGUCCCAUUGUGGCCCGGAGGAAGGGAGGCCGUGCCUGGGCGACCCAGUCGGGAGCCCAGGGAUCAAGUUCGUGUUUCGGAGAGAUCUCCACUUCUGCUCAGGAGCGCCGGUCCCGGGACUGUGGAGACGUUGGGGCGGUCACCAAGUCCUCAGCUGGGAUACCACGUAGGGGAGAAGGCGCACAGUCCCGUAACAGUCUCCUGCAGCCGAGUGGAAUCGGGCGGGAUCGCCCGGGGGCGCAGAGCCCCCGACGCGCCUAGUGCUUCGGAAAGGCCUGGGAAGCGAGCUCUCGGAGGCCGCAGCCUAUGCCCAGGUUGGGGGCGGCUGCCUAGUGAGUCCUCCUGGCCAGCCGGGUGGAGAAGAGCGACGCCAAAGCUGGAAGGAGGGGAGCACUGCAAGGCCGGUAGAUGAAGACGAUGGGCCCCUGAGAGACUCGGACAGAACGCGGCGCGACACAGGAAGGCUAGUGGAGCUUUGCUGAGUAGGCACCAGGACAUCCCAAAGUGCAGCCUGCCCCCCAGAAGAUGGCCAGGCCUGGGCAGCGUUCGCUUGGCAAAUGGCUUGUGGCCAUGGUCGUGUUGGCUGUGUGUCGGCUUGCCACGCCACUGGCCAAGAACCUGGAGCCCGUGUCCUGGAGCUCUCUCAACCCUAAGUUCCUGAGUGGGAAGGGCUUGGUGAUGUACCCGAAGAUUGGCGACAAGCUGGACAUCAUCUGCCCCCGAGCAGAAGCAGGGCGGCCCUAUGAGUACUAUAAACUAUACCUUGUGCGGCCUGAACAGGCAGCUGCCUGCAGCACUGUGCUCGACCCCAAUGUACUGGUCACCUGCAACAGACCAGAGCAGGAAAUCCGUUUCACCAUUAAGUUCCAGGAGUUCAGCCCCAACUACAUGGGCCUGGAGUUCAAGAAGCACCAUGAUUAUUAUAUUACCUCUACAUCCAAUGGGAGCCUAGAGGGGCUGGAGAACCGGGAGGGAGGUGUGUGCCGAACACGCACCAUGAAGAUUGUCAUGAAGGUUGGACAAGAUCCCAAUGCUGUGACACCUGAGCAGCUGACUACCAGCUGGCCCAACAAGGAGGCAGACAACACUGUCAUGAUGGCCACACAGGCUCCUCGUGGUCGGGGUCCCCUAGGGGACUCUGAUGGCAAGCAUGAGACUGUGAACCAGGAAGAAAAGAGUGGCCCAGGUGCAAGUGGCGGCAGUGGGAGUGGGGACCCUGACAGCUUCUUCAACUCCAAGGUGGCAUUGUUUGCAGCUGUUGGUGCUGGCUGUGUCAUCUUCCUACUCAUCAUUAUUUUCCUGAUGAUUCUGCUACUAAAGCUGCGCAAGCGGCACCGAAAGCACACACAACAGCGGGCAGCUGCCCUUUCACUCAGUACGCUGGCCAGUCCCAAGGGGGGCAGUAGUACAGCGGGCACUGAGCCCAGCGACAUCAUCAUCCCCUUACGGACUACAAAGAACAACUACUGCCCCCACUAUGAGAAGGUGAGUGGGGACUAUGGGCAUCCUGUCUACAUCGUCCAGGAGAUGCCACCUCAGAGCCCUGCGAACAUCUACUACAAAGUCUGAGUGCCCACUGUGGCCUUGGGCCCUGGAGAACAGAUGGCCUAGAC